Messenger RNA from Colletotrichum gloeosporioides, 615 nucleotides. RefSeq lists its product as uncharacterized. The transcript has a single exon. Lineage: Eukaryota; Fungi; Ascomycota; Sordariomycetes; Glomerellales; Glomerellaceae. The coding region runs from base 1 to 615 and encodes 204 amino acids. The record is from RefSeq and is a predicted model, not a curated record.
AUGCGUUUCACCGUCGCUAUCGUCGCCUACUUCGCCUCAGUUGCCCUCGCUGCCCCCGAGGGCCUCUCUACUCGAGAGCAAGACCCCGAGGCCGUCAUUGACCCCCUCGAGGGCAAGGCCGAACUCCUAGCCGCCACCAACGCAUCUGCCCCUGACCUCGUGUACGCCGGAGUCCUCGGUAACGGUCUCCUCGAAGGCUUCGUCGACCCUUCCGUUCCCGCCAUCGACGCACGGGACCUCGAGGCCGCCGACCUCGACACCCGCCAGACCUGCGGUGCCAACACCAUCAGCUGCAGCAAAACCAACCAGGCUCGCACCGGAAUCUGCGGCCGCCUUCUCGACAUCCUCGGCGGCCCUACCUUCGUCAACCAGCCCCUGCCCGCUGCCAACUAUUGGUGCUGGGCCGAUGUCCAUGUCAGCACCAACAACCGCUGCUGCAUCAGCUGGAGCAGACGGGUUAGCGGAUCCAAGACCCAGCACUUGUUCAACGCUGCCGUCAAAACCAUGAACCGCUGCAAGGCGAAUGCUUUGGUCUCUGGAUGGUCGCGUGAUGUCAAGCUGGGCACUACAUGUGUUCGCCAGUGCCUUUCCAACCGACCCGACGGUUGCAACUAA